AUGACAAACCAGUACAGCAUGCCAUGUGCUCCUUUCAUUGGAAUAAAUAGAUAUGGUCAAUCCAUCCAGCUUGGUUGUGGUUUUGUGAGGAAUGAAUCUUCUGUGAACUUUGUGUGGUUGUUUGAGCGGUUUUUAGAGGCAAUAGAUGGACUACAUCCAUUGAACAUCAUUACAGAUCAAGAUGCAGCUAUCAGAACUGCUAUCCUCAUUGUGUUCAUUGGCAUCAUACACAGGUUCUGCAGGUGGCAUAUAAUUGAAAAAGUUCAGGAAAAACUUGGUACUUUUGUUGCUCAGAGAGAAGACUUGCGUUUAGAGUUCAAUGAUGUGAUUGACUACAGCAUGACACCGGAAGAGUUUGAACAGCGGUGGGCAAAUAUGGUGGAAACGCAUGGGGUUGCAGAUAACACACAUUUUCUUGACCUCUAUGAUUUGCGUGAGUAUUUUGUGCCAGCAUAUUUCCGCCACCGGUUUUUCCCAUUCCUUCAAACUACAUCUAGAAGUGAAGGGUUUAAUGCUGUUCUUAAGCAGUAUGUUCAUCCACAUGAUAGCCUUGUUCGUUUCUUCAAGCAGUACAUGAAACUGCAGGAAAGAAUUGAUGUAACAGAAGAUGCUCAUGAGUUUGAUGGUGAUGAGAAGACAGUCAGGCUUUGGGGGGACUUUCCCAUGGAGAAGCAGAUCCUUAAGACAUACACCAUGCCCAUCUACAACCGCUUUCAGCUUGAGCUUCGGAAGAUUACAUCCUACAAUGUUCGUGACAUUGGUGUUACUGAACAAGGGAGCAUUCAUGAGGUUUUCCCAAUACAAGGAUCCGUGCGCGGGUACGGUAGGAGGAGUUAUCGUGUCGAUGCUGAUGUAGCUAAUGGAAUCUACAAUUGUGAAUGUUGCAAAAUUAACAGGGAUGGUAUCCUGUGCUGCCAUGCAUUGAAAGUUAUGACACAUCUAGGGAUGGUUACAAAAUACCCAGAGCACUACAUCCUACCUAGGUGGUGUCUACCCCCUCCCGACAUAGUUGCACCGCGGGAUGAGAGGCAAGAAAAGCCUGUUGGCCAGAAACUAUCUAGAAAAGAUAUAAGAUUGCUUAGAUAUGGUAACCUCUGCAGUGAUUUUGCUAAGCUUGCUGUUGGUUUAGCGGCCUCAGAGAAAACUAAUGAAAUAGCUGAACGGCACAUGAGAGCAAUGGAGAAAGAGAUGGCAGAUUUGAAAAAGGCUAAUGCUGAUGCACUCAAAAAAAGGAAGAGCGCCAAGCAUCCAGUAAACACCAACACUGCUAAUGAUUCACAAGAAAGUGUACCUAUGGAAGAAGAUGCUGCUACUGUGGAGAAUCGGAAAGCUAGGAACCCACCAAUGUCAGCGACAAAAGGGCGCCCAGGUUCAAAAAGAAAGAAAGGUGGUCUACAGUUACAGAAACCAAAACAAGGUCUUUGUGGUGUGUGCAAGCAACCAGGUCACGAUGCUCGUACGUGCGAGGUGCGACUAGCAAACCCAGAGAAGUACAGUUUGUUGGGCCUUUUUCAUUGA
This is a messenger RNA of Lolium perenne, 1518 nucleotides long. Its product is annotated as protein FAR1-RELATED SEQUENCE 5-like. The record is from RefSeq and is a predicted model, not a curated record. Lineage: Eukaryota; Viridiplantae; Streptophyta; Magnoliopsida; Poales; Poaceae. Gene Ontology annotation, molecular function: zinc ion binding.